UCUAUUUCAGUUAGCUAUGUUUGUUUGACGAUGGGAAUUUUGUUUACGUGGCCAUCAUCCACGCUCAUCCUCUUCAGCUCAGCCAAUACAACGCUGGACCGAGUUAUGACCGAAACAGAAGUAUCUCUGCUUGGAAGCUUGUCAUCCAUCAGUGGGAUUUUCGUCAUACCAUUCUCUGGAUAUAUUUUGGAUACUUUGGGGAGGAAAAAGGCAUGUCUCCUAUUUUAUAUGGCGCAAUUGAUAAGCUGGAUUAUCAUUACAACCUGCAGCAAAGUCGAAGCAAUCCUGUUGGCGAUGUUCAUAUUCGGUUUUAGCAGCAGCAUGUUUCUCGUGGUACAAAUAUACGUCAGUGAAUUCUGCCAAGAAUCUAUACGUGGUUCGAUGACAUCCGGUUCCAUUAUAUUCUACGGAAUUGGCAUGUUGGUCUCGUAUCUCAUGGGGGGACUUCUGGAGUACAGAUUGAUGAACUAUAUAGGACUGUCUUUGACUGUAUUGGGAUUUGUCCUGGUCAGUUUGAUGAAGGAGUCACCGUUGUUCUUAAUGAAGGUCGGAAGACAAAAGGAAGCAGCGAAAUCGAUUGCGUUCUACAGAAGCGCCAAGAUAGAUUCUCAGGUAGUUCAGGACGAAAUAGAACAGAUAAAAAGAAUACUGAGACCUGAUUUUGAUGUUGCAGACACGCCAGCUGAAGAAAAAAAAUUAUAUUUAGAAGAUGCAUCUCCCACAAAAAUGUCUAAGUGGCAAUAUCUGAAGAAGUCCAAAUCAACACAAAAGGCAUUAUUAGUCUGCAUCAUGCUCUAUUCGUCUGCGAUAUUUCAAGGACUCAUUGUGGUUCAAGUGUACGCCGGCCCUUUGUUUGAACAAGCCUUACCGACCAUGUCGUCUACAUUGUCGAGCGUUCUGUUAGCUUUGAUAAGUGUCGUUGCUGGCUUUAUCGCUGCCUAUUUCGUUGACCUGAUUGGUAGAAGACGGCUAAUGAUCGACGCGUCCGUGGCGACGGGUGUCUGCUGCAUGAUCUUAGGAUCACAAAUCCAAUUCAACUGGGGUCCGAGUUGGUUGACAGCUGUAUUGAUCUAUCUCUAUUGCGCUACAUAUACGAUCGGUGCUGGUACUGUACCAUUCGUCAUUGUCGCUGAAGUUUUUAUGCCUGAGGUAAAGAGUUUGAUGUCUAUGCUGUCGACGGAAUGGGCGUUUGUUUGUAACUUCAUCGUGCUUUUCAUCUUCAAUCCUCUUGUAAACAGUUUAGGUCUCGGUGCUGUCUUCUAUAUAUUUUCUGCGUGCUCCAUUUUGUCUGGAAUUUACUGCCACUUCUAUUUGCCGGAGACAAAGGGCUUAACAGUGGACGUCAUACAGGAACGGUUUAAGCGUUCUCGGCAAUAAAUUAUGGAAAAUUAUAAUU
Messenger RNA from Vanessa tameamea, 1396 nucleotides. Its product is annotated as facilitated trehalose transporter Tret1-like. Gene Ontology annotation, molecular function: transmembrane transporter activity. The transcript has 8 exons. The record is from RefSeq and is a predicted model, not a curated record. Bases 31 to 1377 code for a protein of 448 amino acids. Gene Ontology annotation, cellular component: membrane. Lineage: Eukaryota; Metazoa; Arthropoda; Insecta; Lepidoptera; Nymphalidae. Gene Ontology annotation, biological process: transmembrane transport.